Messenger RNA from Gopherus evgoodei (Goodes thornscrub tortoise), 4189 nucleotides. RefSeq names its product tachykinin precursor 3 (gene TAC3). The transcript is spliced from 8 exons. Gene Ontology annotation, biological process: positive regulation of blood pressure; tachykinin receptor signaling pathway. Lineage: Eukaryota; Metazoa; Chordata; Testudines; Testudinidae. The coding region runs from base 279 to 659 and encodes 126 amino acids. The record is from RefSeq and is a predicted model, not a curated record.
UCAUUACGGUGACUGGAGGCUGCUCAGUGUCUGAGAGCAGCCCGGGAACGCAGCCACCACUAAGAGCUGCACAGAGGGACCCCCGCCUCCCAGCCCCCAGCCCCAGCUAGGAGCCUGGGCAGGGCUCGAUUAUAUAACACUCCCUCCCAUUUGCAAGCGUUUCCACGACCAAGCGUGAGUAGAGGCUCUUCGCUCUUACGUGCCGCACCUGGGGAGCUCCAAGCACUGGGCCAAGGCAGAUCGGCCAUCAGCCCCGGCCCCGCCCUCGGGAGAGGAAAAUGAAAAGCCCCCUGGUGCUGACGGUGCUGCUGUCCUUAGCGGCGGCCAAGCUGUGUCACACCUACUGCGAAGGGACCCAGGAGCAACAGACCAGCAGAGGGAUCCAGACAAAGCCGAGCUCAGACCUCUACCAGCUGCCCACGGCCCUGCUCAAGAGACUCUACGAUGGCCACCGGGUCUCCUACGAGGCGCUGCUGCAGCUGGCGGGCAAGGACGAUGCCCGUCCCAAGAUGCCCGUCCCCUCUCAGAAACGGGACAUGCACGACUUCUUUGUCGGCCUCAUGGGGAAAAGGACCCCGGAGCCCGAUGACCCCACACACGGGAACAAGGAGACUUCCGCUGGAUUUGGUGACCUCAAAUAUCCCCCAAAUGCAGAAUGAGGUGCCCACGCCGGGGACAAGCAAAACGUCUGCAGCGCGUCGAGAAAAUGAGACGAAGCCGCUCUCCAAAGCCCGCCGCACUCUCAACUGAACGGGAACCCUCCUGCCAUGUCGUGGAGAACUCUCCCCUCGUCCCAUUCCGGCCUGCGCCUCGUCCUAAUGCUAGUGCUCGCUCUUUGGAAAUAGAGUAAUGCCCCCGCCCCUCCGUGUGCACCGACCGCAGACACCCCGGGCAGCCAGCAGAACCCCCUUUGUGGCGUAGAUUAAAAACACCCUUGACUAGUCAAUAACACCACGAUUUUUACUUGUGAGCUGCCCUGUCUCUCAGCUGCUUUGCCUGAUGUUUCCUAGGAUUGGGUUGUUUGCUGAAGCCCCAGUCACGUGUCCAGGAUACCACCGUGCUGGGCGCUGGACGGACACAGAAUGAAAAGCCAAGCCCUGCCCCAUGCCUAGGAACACUCCUUUGCAGAGGGAAAUGUUCUCCAGGUGGGAGCAGGGGUAUUAAGGCUCGUGCUUCAGGGCUUACUCUGAUUCCUAACUAUAAAAGACCAGGUUUGUGCUAUGCAAGGCAUCAAUGCAGUUCAGGGUUCCUAUGCCUUCCUCUCUAGCCUCUGGCGCUGGUCACUGCCAGAGACAGGAUACUGGGCGAGGUGGCCCACAGGUCUGAUCCAGCCCCGCAAUUCCUAUGCUCCUCGGCACAGAGAGGUCAGGUGAUUUGCCCAAAGUCCAGUGAGGAGCAGAGCUGGGAAUAGAAUCCGGAUGUCCUAAUGCCCAAUCCUGGGCUUGAAACUCAAGCCUGGCCUUUCUCCCUUCUCCCAUGCCUUAGUAACUAGGUACCUUCCCUAGCUUCUUGCAAUGUUGCCCAUCAAUGCAGUAUCCCAGCCUCGGAGGUAACAAGCAAAAAAUCCCGCUUGGUUACUCUAGAGAGCUGGGCAGAACGUUUGCAAUUAAACUUUUUUUUUUCUUGUCAAAAUCUGCUGUUGAAACCGUGUGGCGAAGGCAUCUCUAUUUUGACAGGAAGGUGGCGAGGGGCAGGGCUAGGGUGACCAGACAGUAAAGGUGAAAACCAGGACGGGGGUGGGGGGGUAAUAGGAAUCUAUAUAAGAUAAAGACCCAAUAAUCGGGGCUUUCCCUAUAAAAUCGGGACAUCUGGUCACCCUAGGCAGGGCGGACUCGCUGGUUACUUGCAGCGAGGGGCCCAGCUUGAAAAUGUGACUGUGUGGAUCCGAAAAGGGGCCUUUGCUCGUUUGCCUGGCAUUGUACAGAGACAAGGUGGGGGAAGCAAUAUGGGACCAACCUCGAACUGCACAGAGCUCUUCUUCAGGGCUGGGAAAGGUCCUCGGAGUGUCAGGCGGCUCAUUGCAAGGUGGGACAGAUUGUUAAGCAUAAACAGCUGACAUAUACUGUGAGAGGUCAUUCAAAGGGUGCGGGGCUUACAGAGGGUUGUAACGAGCCAUCAGUCUGUCUCUACUGAGUCCAUACUUCUUAGCAUCUAGCAAAGUUCGGAAUUGUAGCUCCCAGUCCAGCGCACUAGGCCGUAGUCUUGAUCUCAAUCCUGCCUGAUGUUUAUACUGUCCCCUUAGUCGACUGGUAUCCGUCCGUAACACUUCCCAGAUGCAUAAGCAUUGGCCGUUUCAGGAAAGCCUUUAAGAUGCAUCUCCUGGAAGUUCACAAGCUGCCUUUUUUCUGCCCACUUUGCUAACUCGCUGACUGAGUGGGACUCUGGCUCAGACCUUUUGGUUUCACUCCCCCACUCUUUCAAACUGUCCUUUCUCUCUAAUCAGCUAAGAGGUGAUCCUGGAAAGUUCAGAGCCAGGUUGAAUUUUAUUAGCAGAGUGGCCAAUAGAAAUGGCUGCAGGCCAUCAUUUAACCCCUUCAUUGCUGUAAUUACAGCUGUAAUUAGGGUACGAACAACGCCUGGGAAAGCAGCACCUCUUUAGAGGGGCUCCUGUUGUGUCUGAGUCAUCGAUUUGUGUCACUGAUGCAAUGCGGGGAGAGGGAAUGGAUUUCCACUUGGGUAUCAGCAGAAGGCGCAUCGGCUCAAUUCCCACGGCAGUAUCUUUCUCUGUUGCAGAUCCCAGCUGGAUUUGGGGAGAAGUGGGGGGUUAGUAGCACCAGCGGUAAGAACAAUCAAGCCAUGUUCUCUUCCUCCCUGCAACAGCAGGGCCAAGGGAGCCGGUUGUGGCUCCAGGAUUCUGUGCCCUGGUUCCGGGUCAGAGCGCAUGGGAGCCAACUGCAUGCCCGCUGUGGAGAUUCCUCGAUGUCAAAGGGGUGCUUUCUGUGACUUUUGCUCCCAAAGGGCGGGGAACGGAGUACAGAACUUGCUCUGUCAUCUUUACCUUGAGCACGGUUGUCAAGGAGCCAGAGUAAAUUCUAGAUGCCACAAGGGUGGAUUAUCGGCCCCUUUGUCCAACCAGAGGAACACCUAAGAUACCUGUCAUCACGGGAUGCUCCCUGUGGCUGCAUCGUGAUGCUCACAGAUGUGCAGUGCAGAAGCAGUUAACUACCAAAAGCCUAAACAAUACAAAAUUCAGAUCCACAGUAAGAAUCGUUUAGCAGGACAGUGGCCUCAGGCCCAGCCUCCCACGGCCCUGCCCGUGGAGAAAUCAGAGAUGCGUUGCAUUUUAAGAUCCAGGUUUCCCUCUGAAGUGGGAGGCAGGCGCAGUUAGUGCUGACAGACAGACUCGGAUAAGCCCUCCUGUUAGCGGGCACCGUGUGCUUGUCUGAUGCAACCACGCUGCCCUCUUGCGAAUUUGGUUCCUCCCGCAGCUCUGACACCAGAAUGCUGUGGGAACCGGCCAGCGACUCAUCUGAAAGGUGGGAUUUGCCAAAGGCACAGAUCUAGUGUCCAGCUCAGGGCAAGUCCAGGAUCUUUACUGGCUCACCUGCUUUGGCUGCUAGUUGGGGUCUCAUGUGACUCAGAUGGUCCAGAAGUCAAAUCGCUUUAGGUGCUGCCAGGAGCUAUGCAAGUGGUUCUGUGCAGGUGUUUUCAGAUGGACCCAGUCAGCAAAACCGGGCCAAACGCUGACCAGAGGACUGCAGAGGCGGUCAAAGUGCGUGAAUGACACGGGCAGGGUGCUCAGUCUCCCGGAUUGCUUCCAGUAGUCACCGGGAGAUCAAUGCCGAUUCUGGGAGACUCCAGGCGAAACCUGGAGGGUUGGCAACUCUUGAUAGAGGCCAGGGGCGCUGUUUCUCCUCCCUGGCCCCUUGCUCUGCUCUGCCCCGGGCUGUGUGAGGAUUGGUGCAAAAAGGCAGCUGGUUCUGGCAGUGAUCCCCAGACACCCCCCUGCCAGGAGCUCUGUUCCCCACCCCAGCCUUAAGGUGUUCCUGCCCCAGCAGGCCCUCGCUCACCUGCUGGCCCUUACUUGCAUGUUCUCCAGGGCCAAAUUGUCCUCCUCCCCCAUGUUCCCCAGGCUCCAUCCCACCCUGCAGUGUCCCCAGCUUGCUUGGUGGUUGGGGGGCACAGGGGGGCACUGCACCCUCUGCAGAUCCUUCUCUCAGGUGACCCUGGCCUGACUGCCCCCAGCUCU